This is a messenger RNA of Ipomoea nil (Japanese morning glory), 3154 nucleotides long. RefSeq names its product putative late blight resistance protein homolog R1B-17. Bases 67 to 2802 code for a protein of 911 amino acids. The record is from RefSeq and is a predicted model, not a curated record. Gene Ontology annotation, molecular function: ADP binding. Lineage: Eukaryota; Viridiplantae; Streptophyta; Magnoliopsida; Solanales; Convolvulaceae. Gene Ontology annotation, biological process: defense response to other organism. The transcript has 3 exons.
UGCAGGAGUUAUAGCAGGCCACCACAUUUCAUCAAGUUGAACAUCUAUCCAAACUAAACAGUAGUUAUGGCAUGUGUUGCAGUAACUUCUCUAAUGAGAACUUUAGAGUUUCAGUUCCUACACCCCCAACCCCGAAUCACUCUUUCAAACAAAAAGCAGAUUGAGUGUCUUCAUGAAAAACAUGGUCGUUUGCUAGUUUUUCUUGAUAAAUUUGAGAAUAAUGCCGACAAUCUUCCGGAGAUGAGAGCAGUGACUGAAGAAAUUAUAGAUGUGACUGUGAAGGCUGACGAUGGCAUUCAAGAGGAACUGUUGACCUUCAUCAGGAGCAGUAAUAACAGAUUGGAUGAUGAGAAGGAUUGCUGGUGCUUGGACUUCAUCAGGGGCUUCACUACUGCUUCCACAAAACUUGAAGAAACCUUGAAGCGCGUAGUGGAUGACGUUGAAAAGCUGGUGCAGAUUACAAUGAAAACCAGUGGCCUUGUCAACAGUAAUCUCACACAACAUACCUCGCAUGUGGAUGUGGUCCAUGAAGACACCAGUGACCUUAUCAACAGUAAUCUCACGGUUGGAGGCUCCUCAAUCUCCUCACAACAUACCUCGCAGGAGGAUGCAAUGGUAGGACACUCAGAAGAGCUGGAUGAGGUAAUGAGACAGCUCACUGGUGACAAAAAUAAAGCACUCCAAGUAAUUGCAGUUGUGGGCAUGGGCGGCAUUGGCAAGACAACUUUUGCUAAAACAAUUUAUGAUGAGCCUAGAGUCAAAUCUCAUUUCGAUUUAUGUGCUUGGACAACCAUGUCUCUAGAGCAUAACAAAGGACAAGCGAUCCUUGACCUUUGUCGUUGCGUCAAGCAAUCGAGCAGUGCCUUCAACAAUGAUCUCGAUGCGCAACUUCACAAAAGUUUAUUGGGCUAUAGGUACCUUAUUAUUGUGGACGACAUAUGGACUACUGAUGCCUGGGAUGAUAUCUGCCGAUGUUUUCCUGAUGAAAAUAAUGGGAGCAAAAUAUUGUUGACCACUCGGGCUGUAGAGGUAGCCCAGUAUGCAGGCUCAGGUGAGUAUUCUCAUGAAAUGCGUUUCUUAAAUGAUGAUGAAGGUUGGGGUUUAUUUUGUCAGAAGUUUUUGGAAAAAGAAUUACUUAAGAAAUAUGAAUUUAAAAGAAUUGGGAUGAACAUUUGUCGAAAAUGUCAAGGUUUACCACUCACAGUUGUGAUGAUGGCAGGGCUUCUAUCUAAAACCGCUAAGACAAUAGGUGAAUGGGAAAACAUUGAAAGAAACUUAAAUUCUCUAUUGGCUUUAGACCUUCAUGAGAAAUUUUCAAGAAUAUUCACACUGAGUUACAACCACUUGCCUAGUCAUUUGAAGGGUUGCUUUUUGUAUUUAGGAGUUUUUCAUGAAGAUAGUGAGAUUUCAGUUAAAAAGCUUAUUAGGUUAUGGAUUGCAGAGGGAUUUGUAGAGACAAUGGGUCAUAGAAAGAGGCUAGAGGAAGUAGGUGGAGAUUAUUUGCAAGAUCUUAUUGAUAGAAGUUUAGUUAUGGUUAAUAAGAGAAGCUUUGAUGGCCAAAUCAAAACCUGUAGGAUGCAUGAUCUGUUACAUGAGUUGUGCUCGAGCAAGGCUAAAAACGAGAACCUUUUGUACCUUGAAACUAUGGGUAGCAGGCGUAAUUUUGGUCACUUUGUUCGAUUAAGUGAUGAGCGUUGGUUAAGUCUUAAAGUAGUAAUUCCAGAUUUUCAUAUUUCCAUUUCUUCCAAGCAAUGGCGUUCCAUUUUAUGUUUUAAUGGAUCUGGUAAGGAAUGGUAUUUGCGAGCCACCUCUUUUAAGAAGUUAAUAGUGUUAGACUUGAGCAAGAUUGAGUUCAAGUCAGGUGUGCCUCGAGAUAUUACAGAUCUUGUUUUCUUAAGGUACCUAGCAUUAGCCUCAAGUAAGCUUCUAAACCACAUCCCUUUGGACAAAAAUUGGAAUCUACAGACACUAAUUAUCAAUGGAGAAGAUGAUAACAACGCCCACAAUCUGCUGCCUCAUGGAAUUUGGGAUAAUUUGCAACAACUAAGGCAUCUUGAAAUCAACCACAAGCUGCAGGUUUCUAUUGAUCUUCUAAAAGUUCAAGAAAACCUGCAGACACUUUAUUGCUUGUCUAUCUCUCAGUGCACAGCGGAAGUGUUUAAGAGAAUCCCGAGUGUUAAAGAGUUGGGAAUAGUCGCAGGAGGACACCAAGUGUGGCCACAGGGUUUAAAUAGCCCGUGUUGUUUAGAAUAUCUUGAGAAGCUAAGAGUUCAGGGCUCUGACCACCCUUUAGACUUGCCUCCACAGCCACAGGGUGAUAUUUUCCCAGAAACCCUUAAGGAGUUGACAUUUGUGAGUACCCGCAUACCAUGGCGAGCCAUGAGUCUUAUUAGUAUGCUACCUAAACUGGAGGUGCUUAAACUCAAGAACUUUGCCUGCACGGGACAGGAGUGGGAACUAACUGAGGAUCAUUGCUUCCGUCAGUUAAAGGUUCUGAUCAUUUCUCACACAGAUUUGAAGGAGUGGAAGGCAGACGGGGACUCUACUUUCCCUAAACUCCAGCGCUUACAACUAAAAAAGUGCUUCAACUUGAAAGAGAUGCCAGAUUGGAUUGAAAAUAUGAUAACACUCCAAUUAAUUAAGUUGGUGUAUUGCUAUACUUCCCUUGUUCAUUCUGCUAACCUGAUUAAAGAGCAACAUGAACUCUAUGGGUAUGAUAUCUUAGAUAUUCUUGACUUCCAUACUCAACCAGACGAAGACCAUGUUGAUCCUCUAUGCAUGAAUAGAAGAAGGUUCUAUUGAAUAAACUUGUAGAGAUCAAAUCAUAAGAAAGCUGAGUAUCCCCGGCCUGGCCAUACUUUAAUGGUCUUGGAUGACAAAAAAGCAGAUCCCCUGGAAAGACAAGUAGCAACCCAAGGUGGCAGAAGCUAUUGGAUGAAGUACAAUGAAGGAAGCUCUAAAAUGGAUGAAGGAAUUAAACCUGGACAGAAUUCAGACGCACUUCAAGUUCUUUAGAGCCUACAUCUCUACAGCAUUUAGACUCGUCCGACCCUUUGAUCUCUAGAAUAGUUUGUUAAGCGAUUUACGAAUAUGGUUGCGCAUUUGCUUGCUAGGGAAGCCGUAUUCAAGUCAGGUUGUGUUGUUCAUGAUUUUC